AUGUGGGCUAAGGAAGGGGUAGUGAGUGUGGUAGAAAUGACAAAUGAUUUUUUUGUGGUAACUUUUUCAAGUAGAUCUGACUAUAAUAGGGCCUUGAUUGGAGGUCCUUGGAUGAUUCAGGAUCAUUAUUUGACUGUCAAGAAGUGGAAGAGAAGCUUUGAUCCGACCUCUGAAGCCACUGAGGAAGCUAUUGUUUGGGUUCGAUUGACUGACUUUCCACUUGAAGCCUAUGAAGAGAUGAUAUUUACUGUGACAGGUGAUAGAAUUAGAAAAACAAUGAAAGUUGAUUUAUCCACAUCUCUUCUUGUGAGAGGGAGCUAUGCAAGAUUGGGAGUGCAGGUUAAUCUAAAAGAGUCUCUAUUGCCUAAGAUAAUAUAUGAGGGAAAGGAGUAUGCAGUGGAAUAUGGAGGACUACAUCUCCUAUUUUUCUAUUAUGGGAGGUAUGGGUACUUGGAGAGAGCAUGCCAGUAG
This is a messenger RNA of Neltuma alba, 471 nucleotides long. RefSeq lists its product as uncharacterized. The transcript has a single exon. The coding region runs from base 1 to 471 and encodes 156 amino acids. The record is from RefSeq and is a predicted model, not a curated record. NCBI's taxonomy places the organism in Eukaryota, Viridiplantae, Streptophyta, Magnoliopsida, Fabales, Fabaceae.